Molecule: messenger RNA, 1669 nt
Organism: Salvelinus namaycush (lake trout)
Lineage: Eukaryota; Metazoa; Chordata; Actinopteri; Salmoniformes; Salmonidae
Product: delta-type opioid receptor-like
Exons: 3
Coding region: 1-1152 (383 amino acids)
Biological process (GO): G protein-coupled opioid receptor signaling pathway; neuropeptide signaling pathway; sensory perception of pain
Cellular component (GO): neuron projection; membrane
Molecular function (GO): morphine receptor activity; G-protein alpha-subunit binding; G-protein beta-subunit binding
Source: RefSeq, a predicted model, not a curated record
AUGGAAAGCCGUGGCAACACAUCGGACAUUCCGUACCAUUUCUUACAUUUGGCCAUGAUGAACAAUAGUGUUUUUUGUCGGAACUUCAGCGAUAACGUGAGUAUAGAGGCCAAAUGUGAGAGAACAGACAACCUAGCCAAAGACUCGACACCAGUGAUCAUCGCGAUUAUAAUCACGACUCUUUACUCUAUCGUGUGUGUGCUUGGUCUGGUGGGGAACGUGCUCGUCAUGUAUGUCAUUAUCAGAUACACUAAAAUGAAAACCGCCACAAAUAUCUACAUCUUCAACCUGGCCUUGGCUGAUGCACUAGCCACCAGUACACUGCCCUUCCAGAGUGUCAACUUCCUGAUGGGGACUUGGCCGUUUGGAGACGUUCUGUGCAAGAUAGUGAUAUCAAUCGACUACUACAACAUGUUCACCAGUAUCUUCACAUUGACCACCAUGAGUAUUGACCGUUACAUUGCAGUGUGCCACCCUGUCAAGGCCUUAGACUUCCGCACGCCCCGUAACGCAAAGAUUGUCAACGUGUGCAACUGGAUCCUGUCCUCUGCCAUCGGUCUGCCUGUCAUGUUCACCGCCUUAACUACUGUAACUGAUAAUGGCAAGUAUGACAGAAUCAUCGACUGCACUUUGAUCUUCCCACACCCAUCCUGGUACUGGGAGAAUCUCCUGAAAAUCUGCGUCUUCAUCUUUGCCUUCAUCAUCCCGGUCCUCAUCAUCACCGUGUGCUACGGGCUAAUGAUCUUGCGCCUGAAGAGCGUGCGCAUGUUGUCCGGCUCCAAGGAGAAGGACCGCAACCUGCGGCGCAUCACCCGCAUGGUCCUGGUGGUGGUGGCCGUCUUCAUCAUCUGCUGGACGCCCAUCCACAUCUACGUCAUCAUCAAAGCGCUGAUCAACAUCCCCAACUCCCUGCUGCAGUCCGUCACCUGGCACUUCUGCAUCGCUCUGGGCUACACCAACAGCUGCCUGAAUCCCGUCCUCUACGCCUUCCUGGACGAGAACUUCAAGCGCUGCUUCCGCGAAUUUUGCAUCCCCUUGAGUCCCUCUGUGCUGGAGCUGCAGAAUUCUUCUCGUACCCGCCCCCACCAGCAGCACCAGCGCGAUCAGCACUCCAGCGCCAACAGGGUGGAGAGGUCCAAUCAACAGGUAUGACUAGGUAUGGAGAUGUCUUUGGACUCACGCUACCAGCCAAACGAUGACAUGAGCUCGGAAGUCACCCAGGUAACCACAGUGCUCUGACACAUGAUGCGCCAAGAUACUGAAGUGCAACGUAGCACAAGCAUCGAUCGUACUGUCGCCUCUUUCUGGAGAGGCUGACGAGUAUUUGAAUGAAGAAUGACACUCCGCAUAAGGCUUUCUGUCAGGUAGCAUUAUUAAAAUGUUGAACUUUAGGCAGAACACUGAAAUGAACAAACAUCAACUAUUAUGUACACAGUAUCUUUGUAGACAGGUAUAUUGAACAUACUGUAAUAGGAUCAUGUUCUGUGGUCAACAACAUUCACAAUUAGAAACUCUUGAUUGAGAGCACGUAUUUCAAGACACUAAUUCAAGAAGAUUGUUAUUUAAGGGUCAAGCGGCGAUUCAAAAAAACAAAGCGGCCACCCCACCACUUGUUUUGGUAAACAGCUGAGAGAUGGGGCUUGAGGAAUGUAACCACUGUCAAAUUGAU